UCCCACCCACGGGGUCCCCGCUCCGCCCUCUCCCACACACCAGCGGUGCCUGCGCGCCUAAGCAACUCGCCCGCGGGCUGCUGAUGUGGUUUGGUUUUGUUCUUCUUGUAGCCCCCCUACCCACCCACCCACCUAAGUCUCGUCGAUAACUUAACCGAAAUAAAUCGCUCGUUCUCCCGCAGUAGGCGGUGGCAGUGACGACCUCGCCCCCCACCCCCCCUUGUGAAAGGGUGAAGCCUCGGGACACGAAGGCGGGCGGGCUGGCUGGGUAGUCGCGGUGGUGGUGGGUGGGUGGUGAUCGCGCGUUUUCUCAUUCGAUUCGUUGAUAGCGAGAGCGAGACGAGUGAUUCAAAUGGGAAUUUGAAUAGCGAACCGCCCGCCCUGGGGCCCCCAUUGUGCACCUAACGGUGCCGCAGCCGCCGUCCGCGCCGGCGAGUUCGGGGUGGGAGACGCGGGGCGCGCGGGGUCGAGAGCCUCCGUCCGAUGGUGGUUUAAGAUGUGCUGGUGAAGAUGACGGCGGCGACGACGGCGGCGGCGGUGGUGGUGGUGAGGAGGAGCGAUAUUUGGUAGUUCGUUGUUGGGAGAGAAGAGGAAGAGAGACGGGGAAAAGGGAGCGAUGGAGGCCGAGGGUGGAUCGUCUGCAAUGGAGGAAUUCAUGGGGACACCGCUCGCCACAUGGGUCAGGACGUUCUCCCCAAAAAACGAGGCGGCGGCGGAGGAGGACACUUUGGCGGAGUACACCAAGCUGGUGGACGGCGUGUUCCUCAACGACAUCAUGCAGCAAAUAGACCCGAGGCCGGACGACCACCGCGUGAACGCGAACGUGAACGGCGACGUGAACGUUCGGAUUGAGAACCUCAGUGUCCUCGUUCGUCACAUCAAGGCCUACUACCAGGACACCCUGCAGCAGCUGAUAAUCAUGAUGCCACCCCACGUGCUGACCCUGGCUCGCGACCCCUUCUCCGAGAAGAGCAUUCUGGAGCUGAAGAAGUUGCUGCUGCUCAUUCUGGGCUGCGCAGUGCAGUGUGAGAAAAAGGAGAAGCACAUCGAGAAAAUUAAGGAACUGGAUAUCAACACCCAGGCGGCGAUCGUCGCACACAUCAAAGAGGUCACGCAGAGCCAGGAGAACAUCCUGGACAUGCAGUGGAUGCAUGUGACGGAGGUGGUGCCCGAGGAUCUGUACACGCUGACGCACGGCAUGGUCUACAACCUGCGCCGGCUCGUCGACGAGCGCGACAAGUUCUCGCAGAUGAUCGUGGAGCUGGCCCAAGAGCGAGACCACCUCCAGCAGCAGCUGCAGCACGGGAAGCUGGGGACGUCUUCACCCAGCGGGCCGGAGCGGGCUCCCUCGCCGUCGGCCCACGUCCGCCUGUCGCCCAUCGACAACCGGCAGCACCUCGCGGUGGAGCUCGCCGACACCAAGGCCAAGUGCCGGCGCGUCCGCCAGGAGCUGGAGGAAAGGACAGAGCAGCUUACCGACUGCAGACACGAGCUUCAGCAAAUGGACCUGGAGCUGAAGCGGUUACGGCAGGAGAACCUGCUGCUGGUGCCGGAGGCGCGGGCGGCGCGGACGUACCGCGACGAGCUGGACGCCAUGCGGGAGCGCGCGGGCCGCGUGGAGCGGCUCGAGAGCGAGGUGGCGCGCUACAAGGAGCGCCUCCACGACGUCGACUUCUACCGCGCGCGCGCCGAGGAGCUGCGCGAAGACAACGGGGUGCUGCUGGAGACGAAGGCGAUGCUCGAGGACCAACUGGAGGUGGCGCACUCGCGCUGUGACAAGCUGCACGAGCUGGAGAAGGAGAACCUGCAGCUGCACUCCAAGAUUCACGACCUGGAGAUGGAACGGGACGCGGACAGGACGAGGCUGGAGGAGCUGGUGGAGGAGAACCUGACGCUGGAGAUGGCGCAGAAGCAGAGCAUGAACGAGUCGGCGCACCUCGGCUGGGAGCUCGAGCAGCUGAGCAAGACGGCUGACCUCGGCGAGACCGGACGGCGGCAGUCGGUGAGCACGGAGGUGAGCGAGGCGACGUCGAGCCGCGUGCUGCGCUUGGAGAAGGAGAACCGAAGCCUCAUGCAGACCGUGCAGGAGCUGCGCGAGGCUGCGAUGGCGGCGGCGUCGGCAGCGGCAGCCACAGUAACCAACGCAACCGCCAGCAACAGCAGCAGCAAGAACACCGCCGCUUCUGGCGCGGCCAGGAUCCCCCCACGGCUGCCGCCCAAGCCGGUCGAGGUGGUGCGGUUGCGUGAGCUGGAGGUGAACAAUCGGCAGCUGAACGACAAGGUGGAGCAGCUGCAGGCGGAACUCCAGAGCGAGCGAAGAAGCCUCAAGGACAUGGAGAGUCUGAGCAACGAGCUCCUGCGCGACAAGGAGCACCUGGAGGGGAGCAUGCGGACCGUGCACGACAACUGCAGGAAGCAGAUGAAGGCGCUGGAGCAAGAGAAAGAGAAGCUGAUGCGGCUGGUAGAGAAAGAAGCUGACGCCGACGACGCUGGCAGCACCUUGGCGGCGGCGCCGGCGGAGCCGGGAGGGGCACGGCUGGCGCGGCUCGAGGCGGAGCGGCGCGAGCAGGCGGAGCGUGCGGACGGCGCCGAGCGGGAGGUGCGACGGCUGCAGCGCGAGCACAGCCAGCUGCAGCGUCGCGGCGCCGGCAGUGCGGAGAGGCUCGCCGCGCUCCAGCAGGCGCACUCCGCCCUCGAGGAGGACAGCCGCAAGCUCCGGAAGACGCUGGAGGGGCUGCAGGGCGUGCGCUCGCAACUCGAGGGCCUGGAGAAGGACAACGCGCAACUGGACGAGGAGAACGCCGCCCUGCGCCACACCGUCGAGUCGCUGAGGUCGGCCGAGGGGCGGCUGGUGCAGGCCGAGCGUGACAACCGCGACCUGGAGCAGGAGAAGGAGACGCUGCGGCGCUCGCUCGAGGGCCUGCGCACUGCCGGGCGCAAGGCCGAGCGGCUCGAGGCCAGCGUGCAGGCCCUCGAGACGGAGAGCCAGCGCACCCAGCGGGCGCUAGAGGCCGCCACCAAGAAGGCCGCGCAGACGGAGUGCGAGCUGCAGGAGAUGGAGCUGGAGAACCAGUCGCUGCAGCGCAGCGUGGAGGAGCUGCGCAUGUCGGCGCGCCGGCUGGAGGUGGCGGAGCAGGCGGCUCGCUCGCUGGAGGCCGAAGUGGCACAGAUCGAGAAGGAGCGCAAGCAGCUGAAGAAGGAGGUGUGGCGGCUGCGCCAGCAGGCGGAGGUGCGCGAGGCCGUGGCGGAGGAGGCGGCGGCACGCAUAGCGGAGCUGGAGGUCGACGGGCGCUCGCUGUCGCGCGAAGUGGCGCGGCUCUCAGAGUCCUGCGCUCGCCUGCGCGACGCCGAGCGGGACAGCAAGGAGCUCCUCAAGGAGGUCACCAUCGGCAAGAAGACGCUGGCGACGCUCAGAGAGGACCUGGUGACCGAGAAGCUGCAGGGUCAGCAGCUGAGCAACGAGCUGGACAAGCUGAGCAACGAGCUGGAGAAGAUAGGCCUCAACAAGGAGCGGCUGCUACAGGACGCACACAGCAAUGACGAUACGAAGUACAAGAUCCUGGAGUCGAGGAUCGAGUCGACGCUCAAGAAGACGCUGGAGCUGCGGGAGGAGAAGAUCUCGGCGCUGGAGUCGCGCCUCGAGGAGUCCUCCAACCUCAACCAGCAGCUGCGGCAGGAGCUCAAAACGGUGAAGAAGAACUACGAGGCUCUGAAGCAGCGGGAGGAGGAGGAGCGCAAGAGCGGCGGCGGCGGCGGCGUCAGUCCCCUGCCGGGCCGGCGCGCCGACGCGCUCGCCGUGAGCCAGACGCAGAGCGAGUCGCGCGAAGCCACACGAGAACUGCUGCGCGUCAAGGACCGGCUUAUCGAGAUCGAGAGGAACAAUGCGACGCUACAGGCAGAAAAGCAGGCACUGAAGGCGCAGUACAAGCAGCUGGAGUCGCAGAACAACCACCUGCAGACGCAGAUCCUGGCUCUGCAGAAGCAGGCCGUGUCGCUGCAGGAGCACAACACCGCGCUGCAGACGCAGAACGCCAAGCUGCAGGUAGAGAACUCGGCCGUGAGCUCGCAGAGCGCCUCACUCAUGGCGCAGAACGCGUCGCAGCAGGGCCAGCAGGCGGCACUGGAGGCCGAGGCGGAGGAGCUGGCGCGCUCGCGGGAGCAGCUGCACGCCACCUACGAGGCGCUGAGCCGCGACCACGAGCGCCUCGUGGGCCUGCACGAGCGCCAGGCCGCCGACUACGAGGCGCUCAUCGGCAAGCACGGCCACCUCAAGAGCGCGCACCGCGCCACGGAGCUGCAGCACAAAGAGCUGGAGGACAGGUACAACACGCUGCUGAAGCAGAAGGUGCAGCUGCAGGAGCUGGAGGGCGUGCUGCGUGCCGAGCAGGACAAGCUGGCGCAGGAUGCCAGCAAGUACGAGUCCAUCGCCAGCGACUACCACCGCCUGCGCGACGAGAACGACAGGCUGAACUUGACCUACAGCCACCUCAUGAAGGAGCACGAGGGGCUCCAGGUGGAUCACAAAGCGAUCAAGAGUCAACUCAACGGGAGCCGCCUGGAGCAGGCACGGCUCGAGGCCGAGUACUCCGAGCUUCGCGAGCACUGCCAGCAGCUGGACGUCACCUCGGCUAAGCUGAGCAACCAGUGCGAGCUUCUGUCGCAGCUCAAGGGCAACCUGGAGGAGGAGAACCGGCACCUCCUGGACCAGAUCCAUAGGCUCAUGGAGAGCAAGGAGCAGUACCACUCUGUGCAGAUGCAGUACAUAGACAAACUGAACGAGCUGCGGAGGCAGAAGGAGAGGCUGGAAGAGAAGAUCAUGGACCAGUACCGCUUCUACAGCCUCUCGCCACCGCGACGGAAAAGCAACUGGAUCGCGGCGAAGAUGAAGAAGCUGAUCCGGCCGAAGAAGGAGGGCGGUAGCGGCGGCGGCACCGGCGCCGGCAGCAGCACAACCGUGGGUCGGGAGCAGCUGCGCUGCAGUGUGGAGGGGGCGCUGGGCGACGGCCUCCCCGGGGACAGCCAGGACAGCUCGUCCGUCGGCUCCAACUCGCUGGACGAGAUCGGAGCUCACGGCGCCCACGCUGUCACCGUCACCCGCAAGAGCAGCACGAGCACACUCAAACGGCUGCUGCGGAGCAGAGCCAAGGACAGGGACGAGCGGAAGGCGUUGCACCGGCGAUCCAUGUCGAUGAACGACCUGGUCCAGAGCAUCGGCUACUCCCUCUCAAAACUGGGUGGCGUCAGCGGCGACGGCAGUGGUGGUGGCGGAGGUGGCGGCGGUGGCGGCGGCGGUGUCAGCGGUGGUGGUGGUGGUGGCGGCGGCAGCGGCGGCGGCGUCGUUAACAUUUCCAGCAGCUCCAAGACCCUGGAAAGGCAGCAGCAGCAGCAGCAGCCGGCAGGAUUGAUGCAACAACAGAAGCAGCAACGUGCAGGCAGCAUGGACGCGCUGGACGGGCCGGACGAGGGCCUCUCUCGGCACCGCCGGCGCGACCUCGGCUGCAUGGCCUUCUCCACGUCAGCCGUCAACAUGGUGGCCAGCACCUCCACGCCGACCCUCCUCCUUGCGCGCCGCCGCCCAAAGGGGAAGAUGCCAGUGAGUUCGUCGUGCGAGGAUUCGGCGUUGCCCAGUCCCCAGGAGCUGCAUUCGUCCACACCAAUGUCCAGCGCGACAUACGGCGGAGCGUGGGAGAUGGAACCCGCGGGGGACGCGGGGGCCUCCGUGUGCGCCGCACCGUGCCACUCCUGCUCCUCCGGAUCCUCAAGCAUAGACAGCAACCGCCGGGACAGUAGCAAUAGCAAUAACAACGCCAGCACGCGGGCCAGCAGAGUUAAUGGCGCGCCGGACAGCCCGGCGAGCGAGGAGCCGGUGUCGCCCAGGACGCCGGGGACCCCGGCGCCGCCCAUUUCCACGCAGGUGGCGCCCUCGGCGCCGCCCGUGCCCGGCUUGCGGCACAAGCCAGGGAUCGGGUCGCCGGGCAGCGAGCUCAUGACCCUCGAGCAGUUCCUGGAGGAGAGCAACCGCCUGUCGCCGACGUGCCUGCGCAAGGUCGUCAGCGAGGAGAACAUCCUGGACGGGCGGGAGGAGCGGCCGGCGGCGGGCGAGGCGCAGGACCGGCGCCAUCAGCGCGAGCGCGUCGGCUUCGCCGCUCGGGACGGCGUCCGCCCGCCCAGGCCCGGGCAGUACGUGCGGCCCAGCCCCCGCAACGGCAGCGCCGCGGACGGCGCCAGCGGCGACGCGUCGGGACCGGGCCUCGACGGCCAGCGCCGGGCGCUGUCCGUGGCCGAGCGGCUCGACCGGCUGCAGCAGCAGCAGCAGCAGCCGCGAUCGUCGGAUCCCGACGGGUACCUGCACGGGAGCAGCACGCUGCCACGCAAGGGACUCUCCGUCCGGGACCGCCCGCCGCUCGCUGACGACCGGGGGGCCUCGCCGGCACGCGCCGCCUGCCGCGGCGAGGACGCCGGGACGCCCGGCGGGGCCGUGGCAUCGCCGCCGCCGCGUCCCGGCUUGCCGGCCGGCGGGGUGGCGCGCUCGCCCUCGUGCAGUGUGCAGGAGCUGAUGCAGCACGACCGGCGGCGACCCGUGUCGGUGGACGUCUCGCCCGUCGGCGACAAGGUGGCCUGCGCAACCGCCGCCCCGCUGGGUUCCCAGAAUUCACAGCUUGCCGCAGAGCGGGAGGCGGUGGAGGCGGUGACGGCGACGACGGCGACGGCGACGGCGGUGCGCGUGCACCAGCAGGAGACGCACCCUCGGCUGGAGCGGCCGCAGUCGUUUAAAGUCACGGCCGCGACGGCGAAGUCGUUAACGCCCGAGUACCCCUGCCGGCCGGUCGACACACGCCGCUUCUCGUUCGCCCCGGCUAAGGAGGAGGGUGGGGGCGGCGGCGGCGGUGGCGGCGGUGGCGGCGCCACAGCCCGGUGGUGCGUACCGGGGACGGGAGGCAGCGUCAGGAAAUCGGCUACGGCCACGCAGAUCGGAUCGCCGCCGGGCAGCGGCGCGGCGAAGGAGAUGGUGGUGACGCAGGUGCAGCUGUCGGUGGCGCCGCCAUCGGGCAGCCUCAUCCGGCUGCAGCGGCCCGCGCCGAGACCCAGCGACAUCGCCAUGGUGACGCCGGUGGUGGCGGUGGGGCCGGCGUCGGGGUCGCAGGACGACGCUGAGCAACAACAGCAGCAGGCGGUGGCGCCGGUCGCCGUGACGGGCACGGACACGGUGGACGCGAGCGCCGUUACGCCGCCACCGCCCAAGGACGGCGCUCAGACGCCGCCCCAGGCCACCUCCACCCCAACGGACAAGCAGACCGUGUGGUACGAGUACGGCUGUGUGUGAAGGGUAGGGGGCGGCGAACCAGAAGAUUUUAGGAGGUGGGGGGGGCGGCAGUGGUGGGGAUGCCUGAAACUUAACUCGACUUCGCUAGAGCCUGCCCACCACCACCACCACCAUCCCACCUCCUGAAAUCACGCCUUCCCAGCACGAUGCGAUUGAGCAGAGCGAAACGAUUUUUUGACUCUGGUCCGCUCGUGUUUUUCCAAAGCCGGAGGGAGGAGAGGCGCCCGUGGCUGGAUUGACUUAACCGAGGGUUCGCGGUGCAUUCCCGUCGGUCCCUUGCAGGACAAACCUGACGGACAACCCUGAUGAAUCAAACCCCUUUGCAUGAGAAUUCACAAACCCCCACCCCCUGCUUACACUACAGACGGACGGGCAGCAGCACGGCAGUCAGGGAAGACUGGCGACGGACGGCAAGAGGAACCCUUCAUCUCGUUCUGAAUCGCGACCUAUAUCUUUACGGCGUUGCGUUCUUUUGUUAAAGUUUUGCCUUUCCUUGACUUUGUAUUUUUCUCGUCUUUAUCCGUGGCCAUCACCAAAAUGUAGAGCGUUGAAUUGAAGAGAACGAUGGGAGUCCAAAUUUAAAACCAAGGAUCUUGUUUUCGUGUCACGUAGGUUGUAGCCGCGAGUGUAAAGAAUGCCAAGCAAUAAUGUGUGUACGACAGGGAGGGGCGCGAGGGAUUUUACCCCCGGACGUUAGCCCCUCCGUGUCCGUAGUUUACAAGCAAUGCGUGAUUGUAAAGGGAGAGCAUUGCUUAACGCUUCCAAUCCUCAGUCGUUUCGUUUUCCGAGUGCGGUCGUUUAAAUCUUCUUCAACGCCAACGACAAAAUACGGUUUGAAGCGCGCGGGCGGGCCUGUCCGUUGCAUUGGCUCAGUGACAAUUAAACAUAGAAAUAUUUACCCGGGGGAGCCCUUGAGGAGUCUCGCCACCAAGUUUUAGGAGGUGCAACCACACCUAUUGAAUCGAGAAACGUUCCAUUUCAUCGAGACCUAUCAACUCGAGAGAUCACAACCUUACCCCGUCAUAGAGCCCUGUUUGUUGACCACCACCCUCCAUUCACUUGAAUGGAUAUCCGAUGGUUAAAUUAAACCCCCGUCAACUUUCAUACACGUCCAUUUAAUUCAAGCGGUCGCCAUUCGCUUGAACUGAGCCUCCUUCACCUACGUCACCCGCGCGGCAGUGGGACACUGCUUGUCGAACGCACAGACGCUCAUCGGGAGCCCGCGUUGCGUGUUGUGAUGGCGGCAGUGAAAUGAUGCGGCGAACGCCAAAUGCGUCGCUUGGUAGAUCUCUGCACGGGCGCGGCGAUUCUUUCACAUGCCUGUCAAUCCCUUAUCAGUGCCUACCUUAUUACAGACCAAGCCAGACCUUAUUCGUCACCCCGUGCUCCUUAUGAAUCUCAACGUUCAUCCUACAAAGUCCCAUCACAAGGGAGAAACACAAAGAGACACUUUUUUUAAAAUUAUGUUUGCCCGUAUUGUACGCCGCAUGAACUUGAAAACUAAAUUUCCCUGUACACGAAUACGGGUAAACCGUAUGGGUUUACAGGUAUGCUUUCGCUCGACCAAAUAUGAAGAGGUAACUGUCCUGGGGGGGGGGGGGGGGGGGGGGGGGUGAAGGGGGGGUGAAGGGGGGGGAGUCCCUUCACCGAGCAGCGGUUAGAGAUUUCGACGAUGACUUUUCUCAAGGGUACUAUUGCAUGUAAAUGGGGACUGCGACGUCGCUCUUACUCUUGCGGACUCAAGUUAGCUGGCGGCGAGGUCACGCGUCGUCAGAUAAUCGCCCGCGGCGCCGUGAGCUCAACGGGUCGCGUGAAGCCGCCCCCCUCGGCCCACCGUAGGCGCUCCUCGCCGCGCGUGGUCUCCGCCGCCGGCCGCGAGGCCCCUUGGUGUAGUUCGCCGCCUCGUGCGUAACGGCGCGCAAGGUCUGAGACUGGGCUGUCGUUUUAAUUGGGCCCCUUUUUAUCGACGGUAGGUUUUUUUGAGUUAUUUUUAGUUAGUUCGUUUUCAUUGUUAUUUUUCGUAGAGUUUCGUUGGGUAGCCUGUAGCACGUUAUUUAAUUAACGUCAGAUUUUUAUUUAAAGACUUCAUUCGGUCGGAACGGAGCCCCGAAUUUUAUACGAAUAUACAUGCGAGACUCCUUUUACCUGUGACGGGCGGGCAAAUGUGGGAGAACGGAGGUGACAGAUAAGAGAGGAUUUGCACGAGAGAAAGAGGGUGGUGGAUAAAGGCGAGGUUCACAUUUUAUUUGCUGCAAUCUACACUACACGAAUACGGCGACGAUCGAGGACUCGGCUCACAGAGAAAUUAUUCCAUAAGGACUCCUCCCGUGCGUUUACGGGUUGCACCGCAAGCUCCGGUUCACGGAGAAGCUCCCCGGCGCGUGGCGCGAAACGUCGGGACUUCGUGCUGAACAACGCGCGGUACGCCCCAAAUACGGCGUCGGGGGGAGGUGUUGGGCGCAGCCGCGAACGCCGACGCAGCGGCGAUGAACUCCACAGUCGGUUGUCAUUGGUGAGUCAUCUGCCGAGCUCACGCCAUCUCAAGGCUGUUCUCACGAGGGUUUCUGCAUUUAGGUGUUUGGCAAAUGUCUUUACCGAGUAGUUUUUGUUUUUCUUCUGUUCGCUAAGUUGAGGGAAGACCACGACAGUGCCCGGAGAAAACCCACACGUGUGAGGCGUGUGACGCCUUUUGUAAGACAAUUGUACGUAUUUUUCGUGAACAACCUACUUUUGCCGUACUCCAUUGCCUUCCGCAGGGGCCUGCCUGUCACCCCUGCGCGGGUUGUAGGGUUUACGCGUCGCACACAACCAAGUGCGCAUACACCAAACCGCUGCCUCCAGGUCACUUGUGAUUGCGGUUUAUAAUCGUGGGCACCACUGCCCUUCCCCAGUGGGCGCAUCGUGUUUGGCAUCGGCGUCGGUGCUCGGAAUAAAAUGAGGUUCCCCCACCCCCUGUCCAUUUUUCCCUCUUUCGUAGCCUGGCGCCUUGGUGCAGGCGCACCGCCUACACGCUCGAUCGCUCCGCCACCUGGCCACCGCCAAACUCCACAAUCUGAAUACGACUUGAGCUAGCGGUUGAUGAUGAAUUGGACGAUUGGUUUUAUGCAGCCGACAACGCUUCCACGAGUUGCCGCUCAACCCGGGUUUAACAGCUCUCUUGUUACUGCUUGUCCUUGCACUAUGUAAGUUAGCAACCGUGGGGUUUUUUUUAAUCUGUGGAAUUCGUUUUUUUUACUACUAUAAUACUCCGUGUUGCCUGUCUGUCUGCAGCAGCAGAAUCGACCUAACCCCCGUGUCCCGCCACUUCCGUGCGACGUGACGUCGGCUGUCAGACACCCCCGCGUGUCAUAAAGCUGUGUUUUUCUCAAAUUCGACACCGUGGUUUUUUUUACCGACGUUUUUUUUUCUACAAACUCCGCCUUUGUUUUCCAAUUUAAGUUAUAUUUGACGUUCACUUUCUUGAGACUGCUUUCCCAGCUGUUUUGAGAUCGUGGCGAUACGUAUUCCACCCUGUGCUAUCUCACAGAUUAUUGACCGUCUUGCCUGAUGUCGAUGUUUAAAGUUGUACGUCGGCGUGUCGUGUCAUUAUCAUUGCUGUUAUCAUUAUUAUUAAAAAGAGGCCGAGUCUGGA
Molecule: messenger RNA, 10955 nt
Organism: Petromyzon marinus (sea lamprey)
Lineage: Eukaryota; Metazoa; Chordata; Hyperoartia; Petromyzontiformes; Petromyzontidae
Source: RefSeq, a predicted model, not a curated record